This is a messenger RNA of Salvia splendens (bonfire salvia), 468 nucleotides long. RefSeq names its product dirigent protein 1. The record is from RefSeq and is a predicted model, not a curated record. Bases 1 to 468 code for a protein of 155 amino acids. NCBI's taxonomy places the organism in Eukaryota, Viridiplantae, Streptophyta, Magnoliopsida, Lamiales, Lamiaceae. The transcript has a single exon.
AUGCAUACCGACGAAAGGAGGGAGGUCACGCGCCUCCGCUUCUACCUCCACGACUUCAUCGGCGGGGACAGCCCCACCGUGUGGGCGGUGGCGCGUUGCAACCUAACCGAUGUCCUCCCGUACAAGUUCGGCAAGUUUCUCGUGCUCGACAACCUCGUGACCUCGGCCCCUGGCCUCGAUUCCCCCGAGGUCGGUCGCCUGCAGGGGACCGUGGUGAUGGUCUUGAACCUCGUACUCACCAAGGGCGAGUACGAGGGGAGCACGCUCAGCAUUCUCGGGCGGAACCCCCUGACCCAUGAGGCCAGGGAGGUAUCGAUCGUGGGUGGCACUGCCGCGUUUAGGAUGGCCACCGGUUACAUUCUCACGAGUACUUAUUUCAAAGACCCCGCCGGUGUUUGUAAUGUGUACGAGUACGAUGCGGUUGUGUAUCAUACGAAUCGUAAUGUUUUGUUAUCGCAUCGCCGAUGA